AUGGCAGCGCCAAAUAACGAGACGAAAGGCGAGAAAGUUUGUGUUCCUCGGAAUUUUUAUCUUCUUGAUGAACUUGAGCAAGGACAAAAGGGAUCUCAGGAAGGGAGUAUUAGUUGGGGGUUGGAAAAUAUGGGUGACGCAACACUUACUAAAUGGAAUGGAAUGAUCCUAGGUCCUACUCGAACUCCCUUUGAAAACCGUAUAUAUGAUUUGCGGAUCGAAUGUGGACCAAAGUAUCCAGAUAUUCCUCCAACGGUUAGGUUUGUCACUAAAAUACGUAUGCAUGGAGUGAAUGAGAAUACUGGUGAGGUUGAUCCUCGAAUGUUUGCAACGCUAUCUAAUUGGACUCGUGGAUAUUGCAUACGUCAUGUGCUAUUGGAUGUCCGCAAAAAAAUGUCUGCAUCCGAGAAUUCGAGACUUGCUCAACCACCAGAAAAUUCCACUUUUUAA
Schistosoma turkestanicum is the source of this 450-nucleotide messenger RNA. NCBI's taxonomy places the organism in Eukaryota, Metazoa, Platyhelminthes, Trematoda, Strigeidida, Schistosomatidae. The record is from the annotation of a GenBank genome assembly.